This is a messenger RNA of Caenorhabditis elegans, 1737 nucleotides long. RefSeq names its product PUM-HD domain-containing protein (gene puf-3). The transcript has 3 exons. The record is from RefSeq and is marked reviewed. Gene Ontology annotation, biological process: post-transcriptional regulation of gene expression. NCBI's taxonomy places the organism in Eukaryota, Metazoa, Nematoda, Chromadorea, Rhabditida, Rhabditidae. Gene Ontology annotation, molecular function: RNA binding. Bases 18 to 1526 code for a protein of 502 amino acids.
GUAGUCUCCGUACCAAUAUGAGUCAAAACACCGGUUCCUCUAACCUCGGUCGCUACUACGAGAGCCCGCCAACGGCGACGGAGGCUCGUGGCACAUUCGGUGGUUGCUUCAACGCCAACAGCUCCACCAACAUUUGGACGCCGAAUCGGAAAGUGGACUCUUCGAUGGGAUUUCGGAGCUCCUCACCGACACCACAGAGCGCUUGGGCUCCGAAUCGUCAAGGAUUUGGAGGACAAUUCUCCAAAUGGCGCACUUCUACACCGAUGACGACUCCGGCUCGUUAUCCUCAACAGGCCGUUAGACUUAUCGAUUUGGAGAACAACGCCUCGUUCUCGAAGUCUUUGAACUCGACCACCCGCAGCCACAAAUGCACACUUCCAAUCUGGGCUGGCGACGGCGAGGGAAAUGUCUCGGACUCGGUCACUCUUCAGGAUGUGCUCGCCAACGAUGCUCUCGUGGAAUUUGCCACCGAUAAGAAUGGAUGCCGAUUCCUUCAGGAGCAUUAUCCAACGGAGAACGACAACGACGUCCACCAAAAACUCUUCCGUAAACUGGUCGAGGAUCGUGCCAUCUUCUUGUCGCUCUGCUCUAACAUGUUUGGCAACUUCUUUGUGCAACGUGUCUUGGAGUGCUCGAACACUGAGGAGCAGGAGAUUCUUACGGAGCACUUGGCUACUGAUUUGUACAAUCUCUGCCUUGACAAGAGUGCGUGCCGCGUCAUUCAACUGGCUAUUCAGAAGCUUGAUGUUCAUCUUGCGACUCGUUUGUCGUUGGAGCUCCGUGACACGCACCUCGUCCGUCUCAGCAUCGAUCAAAACGGAAACCACGUGAUUCAGAAGAUUGUCAAGACGCUUCCAGUCUCUUCGUGGACUUUCCUCGUGGAUUUCUUCGCCGACGACGACAAUCUCAUCCACGUUUGCCAGGACAAAUAUGGGUGCCGUGUCAUUCAAUCGACCGUCGAAACUUUGUCGACUGAUCAAUAUGCUCAGUGCUACCAGCAUCGUGUCAUUCUUCUUCGCAGUUUGAUGGCUGGAGUCACUCGUAACUGCACCCAGCUGGCUUCCAACGAGUUUGCGAACUACGUGGUACAACACGUUAUCAAGUGUGGAGAUGCGUUGGCUGUCUACAGAGAUAUCAUCAUUGAGCAGUGCCUUCUGCAAAAUUUGCUCUCAAUGUCACAGGAGAAGUACGCUAGCCACGUGGUCGAAGUGGCGUUUGAAUGUGCUCCAUAUCGCCUCGUUGCCGAGAUGAUGAACGAGAUCUUCGAAGGAUAUAUUCCACAUCCGGAUACAAAUCGUGAUGCUCUCGACAUUCUGCUCUUCCAUCAAUAUGGAAACUACGUUGUUCAGCAGAUGAUCCAGACUUGUGUUCUCGGUCAGAAUGCUCGAGAUCAAAAGCAAUCGGAGAUGUACGGCAUGUGGCUCGAGAAGAUUCACGGACGAGUGAUGCGAAACGCCCACCGCCUCGAAAGAUUUUCGUCGGGCAAGAAGAUUAUCGAAGCGCUCCAAUCAAUGUCCUUGUACUAGAUACACAUAGGCAAUUUUUAUUCAUUUCCAUUUGAAUCCUAACCCCCACCAUCACCCAACUCACGUGUAUACUAUUAUUAUUUUUAUUAUUAUAUUGCUAGAAAAUUGUAGAAAGAGUAUUGCAACCUCUUCUAUAUUAUAUGAAGACCCCGGCCCCCGUUUUGCACAAUAAUUGAUAUAAAUUCUGUGAAUAAAGAAUUUACAAACUUCC